This is a messenger RNA of Trifolium pratense (red clover), 5188 nucleotides long. RefSeq names its product glycine--tRNA ligase, chloroplastic/mitochondrial 2-like. The record is from RefSeq and is a predicted model, not a curated record. Gene Ontology annotation, biological process: glycyl-tRNA aminoacylation. Gene Ontology annotation, cellular component: chloroplast stroma; cytoplasm; mitochondrion. Bases 4266 to 4622 code for a protein of 118 amino acids. NCBI's taxonomy places the organism in Eukaryota, Viridiplantae, Streptophyta, Magnoliopsida, Fabales, Fabaceae. The transcript is spliced from 8 exons. Gene Ontology annotation, molecular function: glycine-tRNA ligase activity; ATP binding.
CAGAAAAAUUCAUUCUUUCUUCUUCAAGAAACAAGAAAAUAACGAAACACGCAAACGCUGUGGUGUUCGGUGGGUUGUUGAAAGAUCAAGAAACUGGUAUGCUCGAUCUAUGCCGAUAAUCUCUUCUGUUUGCUACGGUAAUAUUCAAUCUUCUGCUUCAUAAAAUCAAAACCCUUUUCUCUUUCUUUUUUUUUUUUUUGAUGAAAAUGAGGGUAUAAACCCUAAAUCGAAACCCAUUUUUGAACAUUCAAUCUUCUGCUUGAUAAAAGGUAUAACUUUACCCAUUUUUCUCAUUCUUGAUCAUUCAAGAACAUUCAAUCUUCUGCUUGAGAAAAACAAAAACAAAAACCUUAAUCGUGCAAAAAUGGGUUCUAUGACAUGAUAAUGUUUAGGAUUGAUGAUACCGAUAUUUUAAUUCAUGAUAUUUCAAGAACAUUCAAUCUUCUGCUUGAAAACACGAAAUUUUAAUUGAGGAAAAGUGUUCUGUCCCGAUAACUUUCAAUCUUCUGCUUAUUGGAAACUUGUUUCCAAUAUAUUUGACCCGUUUGGUUUAUAAUCAAUACCUAUUCAUAAUGAUGAUGGGUUGGCAAUUUUUUCAUUCGUGAGUAUUCAAGAACUUUCAAUCGUCUGCUUCGAAAACAAUUUUUGUAACAGAUUAAAUGUCACUGAAUGUGAAAGCUAGUUGUUGCCGUAAUUGCUACUCAAGCAAUUGUCUCUAUCGGUGUCCGCUUUUCUAUUAAAAGAUAUUAUGAAUUUUUAUUCAUAAUAAUGCAUGAAUAGAGAUAUAUAAUCUGCUUUGAUGACCCGUAGUCCCUAAAUUCAAUUCUGCAACUGCAAUUAAAAGUGAUUUUGUAUUAUGAACUUAAUGACCCUUGUCCCUAAUGUUUUAUAAGUUUUGUAAGGGAUGAUUGCUUCAAUGACCUUUGAGGAAAAUGCAUUACGAAUGCUUUCUUGAUGCCCAAAAAUGCUGGAUAAAUUACUUAAUGGCUCUGGUCCCUGAAUGAGAAAAGGCUAGUUAUUGCCUUCAUUGGUACUCAAGGAAUUGUCCCUAUCGGUGUCCUCUUUUCUAUUAAAAAAAUUAUGAAUUUUUAUUCAUAAUAAUGCAUGAAUGGAUAUAUAUUCUGUUUUUAUGACCCUUAGUCCCUGAAUUCAAUUAUGCAAUUGCAAUUAAAAGUUAUUUUGCAUUAUGAACUUAAUGACCCUUGUCCCUAAUGUUUCAUAAGUUUUGUAAGGGAUGGAUCCCUCAAUGACCUUUGAGGAAAAUGCAUUAUGAAUUCUUUAUUCAUAAUGGAAAAGUUGGAUGGUGGCUUUCAAAGCAAAGUAAUUUUAAUAUGAAAUUUAUUCAAAAUGUGGAUGGAUAGACUUUGUUCCAUGAUUUUUGUAAGGGUGGCCCAAAAAUGCUGGAUGAUGCCUUAAUGUGAAAGCAUUAUUAGCUUUAAUGCUGGAUUCUUACUUCUCAACAUAUAUAGUGCGUGAAUCUAACUCCUAGUCUAUAGAAAGAAAAAAAAAACAAAAUUUAUAUUUGUAAAUUAUCUGAUAUAUGCAUCUACAAGACUGCAAAAGAGCAAUCUCUCGUCACAUUUGCGAUUGCCACAGAAGAGACCGAAUAUGCUCAUGUCUCAAAAUGCCUUGUCUUUGUUAUAUCUGGUUCUUACGAGGGUAUCUCAGUGAAGGACAUGUGGCAUGAAAUUAUACAGGUUAUGAACCUUUAAGAUCUUAUUUUUAUGAAAUAUAUAUGUUGAGUUAUUCAUUCUGCCUUCCUUCCUUCCUCUCCCAGAUAAGCUUUUAUUGUGUUCUAAUAAAUAAGCAUUCUAUAACACAAGUACUUAGAAUUUUGUCUCUGUCAUUUUCCUUUUGUUUUGUGUGUCUGACACUCUUCUUAUCAUGAACAUUAUCAGUACUUGAGUCUCCUUGAACAUCACUCUUUCAUUAUAUUUUAAGAUUAAAAGUCAAAUUAGAGCAACUUUCUAUUCCAAAUUUGAAAAUGAAGUCAGAUCAAGAGGUAUAUGAUUCCUGUCUCAGUUUUUUCUGCUGGAUAAAUUACUUAAUGACUCUAGUCCCUGAAUGUGAAAAAGCUAGUUGUUGCCUUAUAAUUGCUACUCGAGCAAUUGUCUCUAUCGGUGUCCUCUUUUCUACUAAAAAAAUAUGAAUUUUUAUUCAUAAUAAUGCAUGAAUGGAUAUAUAUAUAUAUUCUGCUUGGAUGACCCUUAGUCCCUAAGUUCAAUUCUGCAACUGCAAUUAAAAGUGGUUUUGCAUUAUGAGCUCAAUGACUCUUGACCCUAAUGUUUCAUAAGUUUUGUAAGGGAUGAAUGCUUCAAUGACCUUUGAGGAAAAUGCAUUAUGAAUGCUUACUUGAUGCCCGGAAAAUGUUGGAUAAAUUACUUAAUGACUCUAGUCCCUGAAUGUGAAAAAGCUAGUUGUUGCCUUAUAAUUGCUACUCAAGCAAUUGUCUCUAUUGGUGUCCUCUUUUCUAUUAAAAAAAAAAAGAGUUUUUAUUCAUAAUAAUGCAUGAAGGGAUAUAUAUUCUGCUUUGAUGACCCUUAGUCCCAAAGUUCAAUUCUGCAACUACAAUUAAAAGUGAUUUUGCAUUAUGAGCUUAAUGACCCUUGUCCCUAAUGUUUCAUAAGUUUUGUAAGGGAUGAAUGCUUCAAUGACCUUUGAGGAAAAUGCACUAUGAAUUCUUUAUUCAUAAUGGAAACGUUGGAUGGUGGCUUUCAAAGCAAAGCAAUUUCAAUGUGAAUUCUUUAUUCAAAAUGUGGAUGGAUAGACUUUGUUCCAUGAUUUUUGUAAGGGUGACCCAAAAAUGUUGGAUGAUGCCUUAAUUUGAAAGCUGGUUGUUGACCCUAGUCCUUAAAUGCUAUUAUCUAUUGUGCUUUGAUGGACCCUUAGUCCCUAAAUGCAAUUUUGCAACUACAGUAUGAAGUGAUUUUGCAAAGCAAAAAAAAGUGUUUCCUUGUAUUUGAUUGGCCCACUGAUAAAGGUUUCAAAGGAAUUCUCUAAGGAAGAAACGAAUCAACUGAAGAAUAGUACAAAGAAACCAACAAUUUUGGAGUCCUCUAUGAUAUUUAUACUGUAUUGCAUCUCUUACACUGAUCAUCUGUAUUAUUAAAAUGCAGAACCUGAUCCAGCAUUGAAAAUAGAUCGUCGCCAUAUUUCACCUGUUAUACCCCAUAAUUACAAGGAGAGUAGCUAUCCUGUAUCAGAUUUUACUUUUACGGUAGGCAAAGCUCACUUAAAUAUAAAUUUAAGUUACUGUUUUAUAUAUAAAGUUUAUAAAGUUUUCACAUGAGCUGUAAGUGCUAUGUUUUUUUAGUGGCUGUUACAGUGUUACAGUUACAGUAUGUUAGUUUUAAAUACUUGUUUUUUGUUGAAGAAUUGAGUGCAAACUAUUUGAUGUGUGCAUUCAGAAUUCUGUUGGAGGACAUUCUGAAUUUACUGGUCAGCACUUCAACCCAAAGAUGAAGUAAGAAAAUUAUCAGUUGGCUACUUUACCUCAUCCCCACAGCUUGCCUGUACUUUAUUCUAAAAUUCAUGAUACAUAUCACAUUAUCCAGAAUGGCUGAUGGGGUGCAUAAAUUCUACAUCACAAGUUUGCAUAAGCUGUUUUCUUUAGCCUAAAUCCUACUACAUAAUCUUUACUGCUAAAUUUCUCAUUGAUGGAUUAGAUUAGUUUGAUAAACAUGGACUUGUUUGGAUUGACUUAUUUGAGCUUAUCUACUAACAUAAGUUUUGUGCAGCUGUUAAUUUGGGAGAACUUACGAAAACAACUUAGGACAAUUUGGAUAAGUUUUUUUCACAAGCUCUCCAAUAUAGCUUAUAAAAAUAGUCUGUAUAUAUGAAAAUAAUUUAUCUUUGUUUUAUCUUUUGCUAUAAAAAUAGCUUAUGUAAGCUUAUAUAUAAGCUCUUAUUAUGAUUGGCGUUUGUGCUAUAAGUUAUAUAUAAGCUCAAUGGGCAUCUGCAAAUGUUAUAUGUUUUGCAAUUCAAUAAGGCAUGAGAUGAUGGGCAGAUGCACAGGGAAUUUGCAAUGAAGGCAGCUGUCCACCCCAAAGUUGCAAUUGUGAACCUAUAAUCAUUACCUGGUGUCUUGAUUUUUCUACAUUUCAUGAUGCUUUUCUUCAUCUUGGUUUUCCUCAGUUUAGCUCGCCAGUGUGCCCAACUUUGGUUGAAGACUAGGGAGAUGCUUGGCUUCCUCCUUGGUUUCAUCUCAGAACCUGAUCAGUCUGUAGUGCCAAAGGAUGUUUUGAAGGCUGCAUGUGAGAAGGUUCAUGAUCAUUGUUCUUGCAAUUGGAACUGAAGAGUUGCCACCUCAAGAUGUUGUUGAUGCAAGAAAACAAGUUUCUGUUGAAAAUCUUAUCACGAAACAAACAGAACAAGAGGUUGAGGUUCGAGGUCCCCCUGUUUCAAAAGCAUUUGAUCAAGAAGGAAAUCCAACAAAGGUGAUGUUUAGCAGGCCUAUCCGUUCCGUUGGAUUUUGGCCUUGCAUGGAGAUGUUGUGUGAAAAUUCGUCUUGCGGCCUUCGUAAUACUACUUCAGCUGUUGUCCAGAUAGAAAACGCAGAAUCUUAUCCAGCUGCAAUGAGAAAGACUGGAGUCAAUGUUGUAGUUGAGGUAUCAGGACCAUAAGAAAAAAUUGUAGAGCAAUCUAAUACAUUAGCCGAAAGUGUAAAUGGCCAAAUUCUGAUUCCGAAAGGUUUGCUUGACGAGGUUGUAAAUCUUGUUGAGGCACCUAUUCCAGUGCUUGGAAAGUUUAAAGAAACCUUCUUAGAUCUUCCAAAGGAUCUUUUGACUAUGGUGAGCACUUCAGUUUAAAGUGUGCCUUUCCAUGUUGAUUAUUAUACUAGUACUUCCCAGGGACUACGCGCAGAGGCAAAACAGAGAGAGGCUUGCGCUUUUGUACAUGUAAUUGGUGCUAUUCCUAUUAAGAACAGCACUUAUUUGUUGGGAUGACGAUAUGGGUAGGGUUCUAUAGUACCCAUUCCCAUACCCGUGAAUAGAAAAAAAUACCCGUACUUAUCCCCAUAUUCGUGUGGGUAACAACUUUUGCCCCCCGUUUCCAUACUCUAUGGGUACCUAAGUACCCAUACCCAGAGCUGGGUAUGCGGGCUAGCCCGCCCCGCAUAAACCCGCAUAUUAAACGAGGCGAACAAGCCUGUCGGCAAAUAUAAACGAGUUAUAAUAUUAAGUCCGAG